GUGAUUCCCUCCUUUUGGGGGAAAAUGUGGAAGCUGAAGGUCGCAGAGGGAGAGAGUCAAUGGCUACGGACACGCAACAAUCACCUUGGAAGACAGGUCUGGGAAUUCGAUCCCACGCUUCAAUCACCACAAGAAAUUCUCCAAAUCGAAGAGGCUCGCCACAGUUUCUACCAUAAUCGCUUCACUCAGAAACAGAGCGCCGAUUUACUUUUGCGUAUGCAGUUUGCGAAAGAGAAUCCGAUGCACGAAGUCUUGCCCAAAGCAGAGGUUAAAGGCAUCGAGGACGUAACCGAAGAGGUUGUGACGAGAACGUUAAGAAGGGCAACGAGUUUCCUUUCAACUCUUCAGAGUCACGAUGGACACUGGCCAGGUGAUUACGGUGGUCCCAUGUUCAUGAUUCCUUCAUUGGUGAUUGCUUUGUAUAUCAGUGGGGCGUUGAAUUUAGUCUUCACAGAAGAACAUACAAAGGAAAUUCGGCGUUUUAUGUAUAAUCAUCAAAACGAGGAUGGUGGGUGGGGUCUACAUAUUGAAGGUUCAAGCACAAUGUUUGGCUCUGUUUUGACUUAUGUUGCUCUGAGAUUGCUUGGUGAGGGAGCCAGUGGUGGACAAGCGGAAAUGGAGAAGGCCCGUGACUGGAUUCUAAGGCAUGGUGGGGCCACGUUCAUAACAUCGUGGGGGAAGAUGUGGCUUUCGGUUCUUGGAGUUUAUGAAUGUUCAGGAAAUAAUCCUUUGCCCCCUGAAAUAUGGCUCCUUCCGUACAUGCUCCCGUUUCAUCCAGGAAGAAUGUGGAAUCACUGCCGGAUGGUGUAUUUGCCAAUGUCGUACUUAUAUGGCAAGAGAUUUGUUGGUUCGAUCACACCGAUAGUUUUGUCUUUGAGAAAAGAACUUUAUACGAUUCCGUAUGAGGAUAUAGACUGGGAUCAGGCUCGUAAUUUGUGUGCAAAGGAAGACUUGUACUAUCCUCACUCACCUGUGCAGGAUAUUCUCUGGGCAACUCUACACAAGAUCCUUGAUCCUAUUUUCAUGCAUUUUCCGGGAAAGAUGUUGAGGGAAAAGGCUCUUAGGACUGUAAUGGAGCGUAUACACUAUGAAGAUGAGACCACUCGUUAUAUUUGCUUAGGUCCUGUAAACAAGGUGUUAAACAUGCUGUGUUGUUGGGUGGAAGAUCCAAAUUCUGAGGCAUUCAAGUUACAUCUUCCAAGGGUUCAUGAUUAUCUGUGGGUUGCUGAAGAUGGUCUCAAAAUGAAGGGUUACAAUGGAAGUCAACUAUGGGAUACUGCAUUUAUUGUCCAAGCAAUUAUUUCAACAAACCUAGCAGAAGAACAUGGUCCAACUCUAAGAAAAGUUCAUACGUACAUCAAGAAUACACAGAUUUUAGAAGACUGUCCGGGUGAUCAAAAUAAAUGGUUUCGUCAUAUUUCGAAAGGCAGUUGGCCUUUUUCGACUGCAGACCAUGGAUGGCCAACUUCUGAUUGCACAGCUGAAGGACUAAAGGCUUGUCUCUUACUCUCGGAUAUAGCACCAGAAAUUGUUGGUGAGCCAUUGGAUGCAAAGCGAUUAUACGAUGCAGUGAAUAUCAUUCUCUCAUUUCAGAAUAAAGAUGGAGGCUUUCCAACGUAUGAGCUCACACGAUCUUAUAACUGGAUGGAGAUAAUCAAUCCUUCUGAAACAUUUGGCGACAUAAUUCUCGAUUAUCCUUACGUGGAAUGCACUUCUGCAGCGGUUGAAGCUUUGACAUUAUUUAGGAAAUUUUAUCCUGAACACCGUCCAAGAGAAAUACGAGGCUGUAUUGAAAAAGCUGUCGCCUUUAUUCAGAAAACACAAUCAUCAGAUGGCUCAUGGUAUGGUUCAUGGGGAAUUUGCUUCACUUAUGCAACAUGGUAUGCAGUAAAAGGGUUGGUAAGCAGUGGAAGGAGUUUCAGUGAUUGCUCCAACAUCAGAAAAGCUUCUGAGUUUUUGUUAUCUAAGCAACUCCCUUCUGGUGGCUGGGGAGAGAGUUAUUUGUCCUCUCAAAACCAGGUAUAUACAAAUCUUGAAGGCAACAAGCCUCAUGUAGUAAACACUGGCUGGGCUAUGUUGGCUCUACUUGAAGCAGGACAGGCUGAAAGAGAUGCAACACCACUGCAUAAAGCUGCUGUGUACUUGAUAAAUUCACAGAUGGAGAAUGGUGACUAUCCGCAACAGGAAAUAAUGGGAGUUUUCAACAAGAAUUGCAUGAUCACAUUCGCGGCAUACAGAAACAUAUUUCCCAUAUGGGCCUUAGGAGAAUACCGACGCCAUGUAUUUGCACGUUAAUUUUUAUUUAAUUAU
Molecule: messenger RNA, 2310 nt
Organism: Vigna umbellata (rice bean)
Lineage: Eukaryota; Viridiplantae; Streptophyta; Magnoliopsida; Fabales; Fabaceae
Product: cycloartenol synthase
Biological process (GO): triterpenoid biosynthetic process
Cellular component (GO): lipid droplet
Molecular function (GO): intramolecular transferase activity
Source: RefSeq, a predicted model, not a curated record